Molecule: messenger RNA, 1356 nt
Organism: Pocillopora meandrina
Lineage: Eukaryota; Metazoa; Cnidaria; Anthozoa; Scleractinia; Pocilloporidae
Source: the annotation of a GenBank genome assembly
UUAAAUUUCUCUGAGCAAAGGAGUAAAAUCAGGUUAGAGUCUACUUUGACAGAAAAUCUUAGGAAAUCAUUGCAGUCGUGCAAAGCUAGUGAGAACCAGGAAAAGCUCGAAGGACUUGCUGUGUUUUUUAGAAAAAACACUGUCAAAACUCGAAUUUUGGAAGGUUUGUUGUACAUUCUUAGACAGCUUUUGGCAUCGUAUGAUGGAUCUAAAGCAUUUGGAUAUCUCCGGUUUAAUGACGCCUAUGGUAUAUUUUGUGGUUUCAUGGAAAGAGAAGUAGAGGAUAAGGAAUUUCGAAAUCACCUUUUGCAUGAGGAAUAUGGACUGUGUGUUUAUGUGAUAAAAGUGCUUGAUAAUAGCUACAUUAUUCUGCAAAAUGAUACUGUAGCUAUAGGCAAGUUUCUCUUGGAACUUGACCAACUUCUGUCAAAAGAUAAGGCGGAUAACUUUUCAAGAUUUGAUUUGAAUGUGGAGUCAUUAAAGAGAGUAUUACAGUCUAUGGAUACAGAAUAUGAAAAAUCUGUUUUGAAAGCCAUGAUUUUUGCUACAGCUUCAAGGAAGAAGGUUCAAGAACUAGGCAUUAAGCCAGACAAUGCUGUUAAGUUGCUCAAUAAAGUUGUAACUGCAUCAACUGAUUGUGAAAGAGCUAAUGAAGCAGCAGAGGACAUUCUAAAACUACGAGAUGGAGAGAAAUUAAAAGUAAUUGAUGAAAAGAUAACAGCUAUUGACAAAAUCCUAAGCAGAAGAGAAAGCUUGAUUUCUGAAAGGAAAAAAGCGGAUCUCAUUGCAGAAAAGUCAAGCCUUGAAGACAGAAAAGAAGGCAUACAGAAAGACCUGCAACAAAGUGACCCUCAGAGUCUUAGAAGACUGCAACAAAGGAAGCGAAGAUUAGCCAAAACACUUAUCGAUAAGAACAGAGUGAAAAGACGAAAACUCGGUGCAGGGGCAAAGAAGUCAUUGGAUACUGAAGAUGAAGAAUUCAUAGCACGUUCUAUAGAAGAAACAAGCACAGCACAUGGUAGACGUCAUGAUACUGUACUUUACAGCCAUCAUCACGUUAAGAAGUGCCACUUUUUGUCAUUAGCUAACUAUAACUUACACAGGCGUGGUAAAAAGCUGAUCAAAUCGGCUACAACUGUACUUAACAGAAGUAGACCAAAAAAUAUAAAUUCCAGGGCAGCAAAGGCACAUCGUGGGAAGUCUCUAUUUUGUUCCAAAAAGCCCCCUAAGACUGAAACUGAACUAGGUCUAGCAACCCAUCAUCAAAGGGCACAUAUUCGCAAUUGUAAGCUUGACAUGUUCAAAGAAGAGAAUAGGGCUAGAAGUCUAAUGAUCAGUUUUGAUGACAAAAAUUAA